AUGAGGCCCAUUCUGUCUCUGCGGCCGUACAUUGCAUCUACCCGACACCGACUGACCGCUCUGCCACACCGCCGUCUCGCUGUUCGUUCCAUCGUUAACCGGUCGAUCGCUCACAGAAGGCGGCUCAAUUCCUCAUUAGCAGCCGAUCGGACAACCGAGAGGCAGGGCCUCAGUGACCGCGAGGCUGCUAUCCUCCACGCGAAGUAUGCACCACAGUCGCAGUCGGAGCAAGCAACAUCAUCACCCCUGGCCAGAUACCACAAACUCGUCGAUUCUGGCGUCCUCAGGUAUGAUGAACACCAGGAGAGGAUCAUCGGGAAGUUGCAGAAGCUGCAUGACGAGGUAGCGAACUACCAUCCACCACCCGUCCCUCAUGAGCCGCCGCGUCCAUCCCUAUUCUCCCGCUUCCUCGGUCGAUCAGCGCAAGUUGAGCAUGGGUCAGCAACAACAGAGAACAAGCCAAAGGGCCUGUACCUCUACGGCGACGUUGGCACGGGCAAGACCAUGCUCAUGGACCUCUUCUACGAGACCAUCCCCCCGCACAUCAAGCGCAAGCGGCGAGUCCACUUUCAUGCCUUCAUGAUCGACGUACACAAGCGGGUACAUGCGACGAAGGCGAAGCUUGGAUACCAGGGAGGCGAUGUGAUCGGCCCUGUUGCGCGGGAGCUGGCGAACGAGGCGUACAUCCUAUGCUUCGACGAGUUCCAGGUCACUGAUAUCGCGGACGCUAUGAUCUUGAGGCAGCUCUUUGAGCGUCUCCUGAGCUAUGGUGUCAUCUGUGUUAUUACAUCCAAUCGUCAUCCAGACGAACUAUAUAAGAACGGGAUCCAGCGAUCGAGCUUCGUUCCUUGUAUAGAGCUUCUUAACACCCAGUUCGACGUCACAGACCUUGACUCAGGCACAGAUUAUCGACGAAUACCCCGCACGCUCUCGCAUGUAUACUACGACCCCCUCACGCCUGAGAAUACAGCUGAGGUCGAGAAGAUCUUCAAGGCGAUCACAUCCGACCCGUCAGAUCCCGUGCAGCACCACCGCAAGCUCACGACAUGGGGACGGACGAUCACCGUGCCGGAGAGCUCGAGCACAGUGGCCAAGUUCCAGUUCGACGAGCUCUGUGGGAUGCCGCUGAGCGCGGCGGACUAUCUGGAGAUCGUGAAGCACUUCAAGACGAUAUUCAUUUUCGACGUGCCGAAGAUGGGGAUGAAUCAGAAGGACAAGGCGCGGAGAUUCAUCACCUUCAUUGAUGCAUGCUACGAAAGCAAAGCGAAGUUAUUUAUCACUUCCGAGGCACCGAUAGCCCAGAUAUUCUCUGAGGAUGGGGACAAUGCCAGCGAUGCGGUGUCGGACCAGAUGCGGCAGAUGAUGGACGACUUGGGUCUUCCGAGCGACAUGGUCAUCUCAAGUUCGGUCUUCAGCGGAGACGAAGAGUUGUUUGCGUUCGCGCGGUGUUGCUCGCGGCUUGUGCAGAUGGGCAGCAAGGAGUGGGCGGAGACCGCUGGUGCAUCAUAG
Messenger RNA from Rhodofomes roseus, 1509 nucleotides. RefSeq names its product AFG1-like ATPase-domain-containing protein. The transcript has 8 exons. NCBI's taxonomy places the organism in Eukaryota, Fungi, Basidiomycota, Agaricomycetes, Polyporales, Fomitopsidaceae. The coding region runs from base 1 to 1509 and encodes 502 amino acids. Gene Ontology annotation, cellular component: mitochondrion; cytoplasm. Gene Ontology annotation, biological process: protein quality control for misfolded or incompletely synthesized proteins. Gene Ontology annotation, molecular function: ATP binding; ATP hydrolysis activity. The record is from RefSeq and is a predicted model, not a curated record.